CAGAAGUGUCGAGCUGAAAUGCGUGACGUACUUCCUCUUUGAAAGAAGCAAUGGCGUCUAGCGCAGAGGUUGUUGCUGCCAGCAAUGCAGAGGAAACCACAGAGACUCCAGCAGCUGAGAAGAGAGAAGAGAGACUCAGAAAGUUCAGAGAGCUUCAUUUCAAGAGGAAUGAGGCCCGUAAGCUGAAUCAUCAGGAGGUGGUGGAAGAGGACAAGAGACUGAAGCUGCCGUCAAACUGGGAGGCCAAGAAAGCCCGUCUGGAGUAUGAACUCAUUGUAGACCAGAAGAAGAAGGAAUGUGCAGAGCGUGGCGAGGACUACAACCGCGUAAAGCUCCUGGAGAUCAGCGCUGAAGAUGCAGAGAGAUGGGAGAGAAAGAAAAAGAAGAAAAACCCAGAUCCAGGAUUCUCAGGAUACGCUGAGGCCCAGUUGAGACAGUACCAGAGACUGACGAAGCAGAUCAAGCCGGAUAUGGCGAACUAUGAGAGACAGAGAGAGGAAUGUGGAGAAGAUUUCCACCCCACCUCCAACAGUCUGAUUCACGGCACGCACGUCCCGUCUAAAGAGAGCGUCGACCGCAUGGUGGACGACGUGGAGAAACAGAUUGAAAAGCGCUCGAAAUACAGUCGCCGCAGGGCCUACAACGACGACGCUGACAUCGAUUAUAUCAAUGAGAGAAAUGCUAAAUUCAACAAGAAGGCUGAACGUUUCUACGGCAAAUACACCGCGGAGAUCAAACAGAACCUGGAGAGAGGAACAGCUGUGUAACUAUGGAGACUGUUACUAUGGUUUCCACCCCUCCAUCUGCCAAGCGACCAGAAAUCAUGUGCAGAUAUUUUUAAGAAACGCUCCUUUGAGGUUCUUCAAUAAAAAAAAUUACAAAAUUAUAUGAAACCGUUCAAGGUCCCUUAUGAUGUAUAAGCGAGUUUAUUCCUCAGCAUUGGUGAAUUGUUGAUUAUGGUUGAUUAACAGAUGUGACUGGAAAGUGUUUUGUUGUUGUUCAACACAAAAUUGAUUUGAAAAUGAAAAACUAUUUUAUUUCCAAGAUGGUAUCUGGACAGCACUCAUAUGUAAAGUGACUGUCAUGUGAAAACAAACUUUUGUUUGAAACGUGUGUGAUGGAAUAAUGGCUACAGUUUAACUUACUGUUUAAGUCACAGUACUAGCAGUAUACAGUUUAUAUACCGUACAGUAUUUAGUUAGUAGUUAGUAUUCUAUUUUAAAUUCACAAGCUAAUAUCAUCCUCUUGAGGACUACGGAAGCCCAUUUCUGCCAUGCAAUAACAAAAUAAUAA
Molecule: messenger RNA, 1293 nt
Organism: Sinocyclocheilus rhinocerous
Lineage: Eukaryota; Metazoa; Chordata; Actinopteri; Cypriniformes; Cyprinidae
Product: pre-mRNA-splicing factor syf2-like
Exons: 7
Coding region: 51-767 (238 amino acids)
Cellular component (GO): post-mRNA release spliceosomal complex; catalytic step 2 spliceosome; Prp19 complex
Source: RefSeq, a predicted model, not a curated record